Molecule: messenger RNA, 7116 nt
Organism: Nannospalax galili (Upper Galilee mountains blind mole rat)
Lineage: Eukaryota; Metazoa; Chordata; Mammalia; Rodentia; Spalacidae
Gene: Myo5b
Product: myosin VB
Exons: 40
Coding region: 9-5561 (1850 amino acids)
Biological process (GO): actin filament organization; vesicle transport along actin filament
Cellular component (GO): actin cytoskeleton; vesicle; cytoplasm
Molecular function (GO): ATP binding; actin filament binding; microfilament motor activity
Source: RefSeq, a predicted model, not a curated record
UCGGGGUCAUGUCGGUCAGCGAGCUGUACAGCCAGUACACAAGGGUCUGGAUCCCUGACUCAGAUGAAGUGUGGCGCUCAGCCGAAUUAACCGAGGACUACAAAGAGGGAGAGAAGGUCCUGCACCUCAAACUGGAAGAUGAGACUAUUCAGGAGUAUCCAGUUGAUGUCCAAAACAACCAGCUGCCCUUCUUGCGGAAUCCAGAUAUCUUAGUAGGAGAAAAUGACCUCACUGCCCUGAGCUAUCUCCAUGAGCCUGCAGUUCUGCAUAACCUGAAGGUCCGUUUCCUCGAGUCCAACCAUAUCUAUACUUACUGUGGUAUUGUGCUUGUUGCCAUUAAUCCAUACGAGCAGUUACCAAUCUAUGGACAAGAUGUCAUCUAUGCCUACAGUGGCCAAAACAUGGGUGACAUGGACCCCCACAUCUUUGCUGUGGCAGAAGAAGCCUACAAGCAGAUGGCCAGAGACGAAAAGAACCAGUCCAUCAUAGUCAGCGGAGAGUCUGGAGCCGGGAAGACGGUGUCAGCCAAGUAUGCCAUGCGCUAUUUUGCCACAGUUGGUGGUUCAGCCAGUGAUACCAACAUUGAAGAGAAGGUCUUGGCAUCCAGUCCCAUCAUGGAGGCCAUUGGGAAUGCCAAGACCACUCGUAACGACAAUAGCAGCCGCUUUGGGAAGUACAUUCAGAUUGGUUUUGAUAAAAGGUACCACAUCAUUGGGGCCAACAUGAGGACCUAUUUGCUGGAGAAAUCCAGAGUAGUUUUUCAGGCAGAUGACGAGAGGAAUUACCACAUCUUUUACCAGCUCUGUGCUGCUUCCAGCCUUCCAGAAUUUAAAGAGCUUGCACUAACGUGUGCAGAGGACUUUUUCUAUGCAUCACAGGGAGGAGACACAUCCAUUGAGGGUGUCGAUGAUGCAGAGGACUUUGAGAAGACUCGACAAGCCCUCACACUCCUUGGAGUGCGAGAGUCCCAUCAGAUAAGCAUCUUUAAGAUAAUUGCUUCCAUCUUGCACCUUGGAAGUGUGGAGAUUCAGGCCGAGCGUGAUGGGGAGUCCUGCAGCAUAUCACCAGAAGAUGAGCACUUAAGCAACUUCUGCCGUCUGCUAGGAGUAGAGCACAGUCAGAUGGAGCACUGGCUAUGCCAUCGCAAACUGGUUACCACCUCAGAGACCUACGUCAAGACCAUGUCCCUACAGCAAGUGGUCAACGCACGCAACGCCCUGGCCAAGCACAUCUAUGCCCAGCUGUUCUGCUGGAUUGUGGAGCACAUCAACAAGGCCCUGCAUACCUCCCUUAAGCAGCACUCCUUCAUUGGGGUCCUGGACAUCUAUGGGUUUGAGACCUUUGAGAUAAACAGCUUUGAGCAGUUUUGUAUCAACUAUGCCAAUGAAAAGCUCCAGCAACAGUUCAAUUCGCAUGUGUUCAAACUGGAGCAAGAAGAAUACAUGAAGGAGCAGAUUCCUUGGACCUUGAUUGACUUUUAUGAUAACCAACCUUGUAUUGACCUCAUAGAAGCAAAGCUGGGUAUCCUGGAUCUGUUGGAUGAAGAAUGCAAGGUCCCCAAAGGAACUGACCAGAACUGGGCCCAGAAGCUCUAUGACCGACACUCCAGUAGCCAGCACUUCCAGAAACCUCGCAUGUCCAACACAGCCUUCAUUGUCGUCCACUUUGCAGAUAAGGUGGAGUACCUUUCGGAUGGUUUUCUGGAGAAAAAUAGGGACACAGUAUAUGAAGAACAGAUCAACAUCCUGAAGGCCAGCAAGUUCCCACUAGUAGCUGACUUGUUUCGUGAUGAUAAGGACCCUGCUCCUGCCACCAACAUACCCGGAAAGGGAUCAUCUUCAAAGAUCAACAUUCGGUCUGCCAGAACCCCCAUGAAGGUUUCCAACAAGGAACACAAGAAAUCUGUGGGCUACCAGUUCCGCACCUCCCUAAACCUACUCAUGGAGACCCUGAACGCCACAACGCCACACUAUGUGCGCUGCAUCAAGCCCAAUGAUGAGAAGCUCCCCUUCCACUUCGACCCAAAGAGAGCCGUGCAGCAGCUCAGAGCCUGUGGGGUGUUGGAAACCAUUCGGAUCAGUGCGGCCGGCUACCCAUCCAGGUGGACUUAUCAUGACUUUUUCAACCGGUAUCGGGUACUGGUGAAGAAGAAGGAGCUUGCCAACACAGACAAGAAGGUCAUCUGCAAGUCUGUCUUGGAGAGCCUCAUCAAGGAUCCAGACAAGUUCCAGUUUGGUCGUACCAAGAUCUUCUUCCGGGCAGGCCAGGUGGCCUAUCUGGAGAAGCUGCGGGCAGACAAGUUCCGGGCAGCCACCAUCAUGAUCCAGAAGACCGUCAGGGGUUGGCUGCAGAAAGUGAAGUACCGCAGGCUGAAGGCAGCUACCUUAACCCUACAAAGGUUCUGCCGGGGAUUCCUGGCACGCAGGCUGGCUGAGCACCUGCGGAGGACACGUGCAGCCAUGGUGUUCCAGAAGCAGUUCCGCAUGCGGAGAGCUCGCCUGGCCUACCAGAGGGUCUGCAGGGCUGCCAUCAUCAUUCAGUCCUUCACUCGGGCCAUGUUUGUGCGCAGAAACUACCGCCAGGUCCUCAUGGAGCACAAAGCCACCAUUAUCCAGAAGUACACCCGGGGCUGGAUGGCACGCAGACGAUUCCAGCACCAGCGGGAUGCAGCCAUUGUCAUCCAGUGUGCCUUCCGGAGGCUCAAGGCCAAGCAGGAGCUGAAGGCCCUCAAGAUCGAGGCCCGCUCUGCGGAACAUCUGAAACGCCUCAACGUGGGCAUGGAGAACAAGGUGGUACAACUACAGCGGAAGAUUGAUGACCAGAACAAAGAGUUCAAGACCCUAUCAGAGCAGCUGUCUGUGGUCACCUCCACACACACCAUGGAGGUGGAGAGGCUGAAGAAGGAGUUGGCACAUUACCAGCAGAGCCAGGGGGCUGAUACCAGCCUGCAGCUGCAGGAGGAAGUGCAGAGCCUGCGCAUUGAGCUGCAGAAGGCUCAUUCAGAGCGCAAGGUCCUGGAGGACACCCACAGCAGGGAGAAGGACGAGCUGAGAAAGCGAGUUGCAGACUUGGAACAAGAAAAUUCUCUCUUAAAAGAUCAGAAAGAGCAACUUAAUAACCAAAUCCUGCACCAAUCAAAAGCUGAAUUUGCCCAGAACUCUGUGGAGGAGAACCUCAUGAUGAAGAAGGAGCUAGAGGAAGAACGGUCCAGGUACCAGAACCUUGUGAAGGAAUACUCCCUGUUGGAGCAGAGAUAUGACAACCUUCGAGACGAAAUGACCAUCAUAAAGCAAACCCCAGGCCACAGGCGGAACCCAUCAAACCAGAGUAGCUUAGAAUCGGACUCCAAUUACCCUUCCAUCUCCACCUCUGAGAUUGGAGACACUGAAGAUGCCCUCCAGCAGGUGGAGGAGAUUGGCAUGGAGAAGGCAGCUAUGGACAUGGCAGUUUUCCUGAAGCUGCAGAAGAGAGUGCGGGAGCUUGAACAGGAGAGGAAGAAGUUGCAGGCACAGCUGGAGAAGAAGGAGCAACAGGACAGCAAGAAAGUGCAGAUGGAACAACCAAAGAAUGACAUAGAUGUGGACCAGGAUGCAGAUCUAGCCUAUAACAGUCUGAAGAGACAAGAGCUUGAAUCGGAAAACAAGAAGCUGAAGAAUGAUCUAAAUGAGCUGAGAAAGGCAGUAGCUGACCAAGCUGUACAAAACAACUCCACCCAUAGCUCCCCAGACAGCUACAGCCUCCUGCUGAACCAGCUCAAGCUGGCCAAUGAGGAGCUCGAGGUCCGAAAAGAGGAGGUGCUGAUCCUCAGGACCCAGAUUGUGAAUGCUGACCAGCACAGACUUGUCAGCAAGAACAUGGAGCCAAGCAUUAAUGCCAGAACAAGUUGGCCCAACAGUGAAAAGCAUGUGGACCAGGAAGAUGCCAUUGAGGCCUAUCAUGGGGUCUGCCAGACAAACAGCCAAACUGAGGAUUGGGGAUAUUUGAAUGAAGAUGGAGAACUCGGCUUGGCCUACCAAGGCCUAAAGCAAGUUGCCAGGUUGCUGGAGGCACAACUGCAAGCCCAGAGUCUGGAGCAUGAGGAGGAGGUAGAGAGUCUCAAGGCCCAAGUGGAGGCCCUGAAGGAAGAGAUGGACAAACAGCAACAGACCUUCUGCCAGACACUGUUGCUGUCCCCAGAGGCCCAGGUGGAAUUCGGUGUCCAACAGGAGAUAUCUCGACUGACCAGUGAGAAUCUGGACCUUAAAGAACUGGUAGAAAAGCUGGAAAAGAAUGAGAAGAAGCUAAAAAAGCAGCUGAAGAUUUACAUGAAGAAAGUCCAGGACUUAGAAGCUACUCAGGCAUUGGCUCAGAGUGACAGGCGGCAACAUGAGCUCACAAGACAGGUCACGGUCCAGCGGAAAGAGAAGGACUUCCAGGGUAUGCUGGAGUACCACAAGGAGGACGAGGCCCUCCUCAUCCGGAACCUGGUGACAGACCUGAAGCCCCAGAUGCUGUCAGGCACUGUGCCCUGUCUGCCCGCAUACAUCCUCUACAUGUGCAUCCGGCACGCGGAUUAUACCAAUGAUGACCUCAAGGUACACUCCUUGCUGACCUCCACCAUCAAUGGCAUUAAGAAAGUCCUGAAGAAGCACAAUGACGACUUUGAGAUGACAUCGUUCUGGUUAUCCAAUACCUGCCGCCUCCUUCAUUGUUUGAAGCAGUACAGUGGGGAUGAGGGCUUCAUGACGCAGAAUACCGCAAAGCAGAAUGAACACUGUCUCAAGAACUUUGACCUCACCGAAUACCGUCAGGUGCUAAGUGACCUCUCCAUUCAGAUCUAUCAGCAGCUCAUUAAAAUCGCUGAGGGCUUGUUGCAGCCUAUGAUAGUCUCUGCCAUGUUGGAAAAUGAGAGUAUCCAGGGGCUGUCUGGUGUGAAGCCAACCGGCUACCGGAAGCGCUCUUCCAGCAUGGUGGAUGGGGAGAACUCAUACUGCCUGGAGGCCAUCAUCCGCCAGAUGAACUCCUUUCAUACGAUCAUGUGUGACCAGGGCCUAGAUCCUGAGAUUAUCCUUCAGGUGUUCAAACAACUCUUCUACAUGAUCAAUGCUGUGACUCUUAACAACCUCCUACUGCGGAAGGAUGUCUGCUCAUGGAGCACGGGCAUGCAACUCAGGUACAAUAUAAGUCAACUUGAAGAGUGGCUUCGGGGAAGAAACCUUCAACAGAGCGGAGGAGUUCAGACUAUGGAACCUCUGAUCCAGGCAGCCCAGCUCCUGCAGUUGAAGAAGAAAACCCAGGAGGAUGCCGAGGCCAUCUGCUCUCUGUGUACCUCCCUCAGCACCCAGCAGAUUGUCAAAAUUUUAAACCUUUAUACUCCCUUGAAUGAAUUUGAAGAACGGGUAACAGUAUCCUUCAUACGAACAAUCCAGGCCCAGCUACAAGAGAGGAAUGACCCUCAGCAACUGCUGUUAGACUUCAAACACAUGUUUCCUGUUUUGUUUCCAUUUAAUCCAUCUUCCCUGACCAUGGACUCAAUCCACAUCCCAGCAUGUCUCAAUCUGGAGUUCCUCAAUGAAGUCUGAGGAUGUAUAUUUGCAACAAGAGCAAGAAGGAAGCACAUGCAGUCGAGUGACAUCCAGGAUCUUUUAAAUCUGCCAAAAGUAGAUCAAACCAGUUAGCGAGCCUGUGGAGAGCACUGAACUAAGCAAAGUGACGCACCUUGGCCAUUGAUUUUUUUUUUGUAUGUGCUGCUCAGAAUAAAAACACUCGAAAUUUGGAAGAUUUUUAAAGGUUUGAUUUCGGUCUAAGCAAAGACACAUCAUAAUGAACAGCUCCAGGCAGUUCAGGAGCCAUGUAAAAAGUGCCCGUUCUGUAGCGUGGAAGCCACUUGGUUUUGAUCUUUGUGUAUUACUGGACAGUGUCCAAAUUAAGAUAUUUUUAAAAAUUGCCUUCAUAGGUCUUUUAACAAACAAUGAUAUUAAUAACCAUAAAGACAACAUUUCUAAAAACAAGAGAUGUGGAUUAGCUGGUGGUUAAAUGUUUUAAGGCCAAAAAUAUGGACCUGGGCCUCCUGAGAUAGUUCCCAAAUGUAUUCACUAAUAGCUGGUAAGAGAUAAAAGUGUAACUGACCUCCAGACUAAACAUUUUGAAUAUUGUUUCUAAUGCAAAAUGAGAAGACCCAGACCCUAAUGUGCUCAAGUCCUCCUGACAGUCUCAGGUUUGUGGGAGAGUUACACUAAAAACACUGCUGUCACAGAUGUCAACUAUGAGAAAGAUUUUUGGGGUAUUUACUUCUCUGAAAGAAUAAAAUAGCUUAGGCAAACUUGCCCUUUUCAGGUCAUUUUCAGACUUACUACAUAAAACGCAGUGUAACCUGCUAUGAAAUAAACAUUUAAAAGAAUACUUAGUAAUAAUACAACAGGCUUAGGAAUUUACUGCUCUUUGUUUUCAAGGACCUUUUUUUUCUUUUUUGACUCCAAACAUUUAGCUAGAAAAUCUUACAUAUUUUUUCCAUCCAUUUUAAAAUUUAUCUUUUCAUACUUAACAGUAUGCUGUUCCUAUGACAGUUACAAAUGGUUAUCAAAUCAUGCAAGAGUUUUCAUAUUCAUAUUACAUUGAGAAUUCUCUACACAUUAGAACACAACCCUGAACAGCACCAUCAUGUUCUCAGCUACUCUGUUUAGAAGGCUCUUGGGAAUACAGCACAAUUCAAGUCCUAAAAAUCCUGUGCUCUUAGAGGUCUGAUCCUCAGCCAUCCUUAUCUGCUGAGGCCAGAACAUGUUCCAGCACCUGGGUUGAGACUCUUGACAGCAAAUGGAUUGUCAUCGGCAUUAUCCCCUCUGUGUCCACAUUAAACAUCCCAGCCUCUCUUGGGUUUCUCCAUGGGCACCUUCCUGUGUUCUCAAUUACAGCCCUGACAUCCAUAAUAUGCCUUUAACCCCAAAUGCUGUUUGGAAAGCCAGUUUAAAACCACUGGAUCUAUGGCUACCUCUUUAAAGUUGUUUAUGAAAUACAAUUUGCUUUGUGGUGCACUUUAGUGUUUAAAAUCAACUUGUGUAAAGACUGUCCUUACCUUCAAGAAAACCAACAAUUCUUUGUUAUUAAAGUGAUAAGCGUUUUUAAGAAGCAGCAAUUCCA